AAUGGCAUACCGCAUUGAUUUGUCUCAAUUAAAAUGUAUUAUUGAUGACACUCCUCAAUUGAAGAGGGAUCCUCAACCCUUAUUUGUAAUGAAAGCAUCAACCGAGUAUUUCGAUGCCAAUUCUACUAUUUGUGAAUGCAAUGAAGAAUCAGAACCUUAUUCAUUUUGGCUGAAAUUUAAAGUGGAAUUGAAGUAAGAUCCAAUUACACAAUCAAAUGAGGACAAAGAAUUGUACAAUAUGGGUUCAAGUUUCGGAGUCAAUGAAGUUGAUAAUCCUAAGAACUUGAAAUGUUCUAAUGAUAUAAACGAUAACACCAAGUCUGAUUAGGACGACAAUCAUCCGAUUAAGAAACGCAGUGUGUCUGUAUAAACUAACAACCUAUCUCUUAAAAAUAAAUUAUAGCUAUUUAAAUAUAACUAGAAAUACAGCAGUAAUGCAGUUUAUCAAGAAACUCUCCUCAAAUUGAAGUAGAAUUAAAGAUUCUAAAAAUUCGUAAGCAAAAAUAAUAACAAAAAUCGAUCCAUCCAUUUACUCUUACUAUUGA
Paramecium octaurelia is the source of this 545-nucleotide messenger RNA. The record is from the annotation of a GenBank genome assembly. NCBI's taxonomy places the organism in Eukaryota, Ciliophora, Oligohymenophorea, Peniculida, Parameciidae.